Messenger RNA from Phragmites australis (common reed), 2231 nucleotides. RefSeq names its product CBL-interacting protein kinase 15-like. Lineage: Eukaryota; Viridiplantae; Streptophyta; Magnoliopsida; Poales; Poaceae. Gene Ontology annotation, biological process: signal transduction; protein phosphorylation. The coding region runs from base 557 to 1894 and encodes 445 amino acids. Gene Ontology annotation, molecular function: protein kinase activity; ATP binding. The transcript has 2 exons. The record is from RefSeq and is a predicted model, not a curated record.
CAGCAGCGCCCAGCGGAAUAUCCGAGACCUGUGAUGCGGUGCGCAGGAAACGCAGCGGCAUCCGAUUAGGCCGGGCCUGCUGAUCGAUAAGCUCCUCCUCCUCUCGUACUUUAUAAGAGGAGCAAGAGCCCCCUUCUCCUCAUUGCCCUCGCAUCCCUCCCAGAGAACCAGAACCGGGGCAGCAAGAAACCAAACCAAGUUCUGAGCUUGCAACCUCCUCGACCUCCUCUUCCUCUUCGUGGCAUCGGAAGAUAACUCCAUCCCCAACAACAAAUUAAAACCUCAGGGAAUGCUGAAAGAUGUGCUUUCAUAGAGGAGAUUUCUGCUGCCAGAUAAAGGAGAUCGCUGCUCCGCAAGGGCUGCCGGGCUGCUCAACCUUUGAUGUGCGCGAUCACCUUACCUGCAUCAACUCUACACUAUUCAGACUCCGACAUGACCAAGCCAUAAGAAUACUGUUCACCAUCCUGGAUCAUGACAUUGGGGAGGAUGGCUAAAGCAUUGCGGUCCACCUGAUUGGCAGCCAAAAGAUAACCCUGUGAUUUAUAUUGUUGAAGGCAUGGAGAGUAGUGGAAAGAUUUUAAUGGAGCGGUAUGAGUUGGGGAGAUUGUUGGGAAAAGGCACAUUUGGCAAGGUGCACUAUGCAAGGAACCUUGAGUCAAACCAGGGUGUUGCCAUUAAGAUGAUGGAUAAGGACAAAGUGCUGAAGGUCGGGCUUUCAGAGCAGAUAAGGCGUGAGAUCACAACAAUGCGGUUGGUGGCUCAUAAGAACAUUGUUGAGCUUCAUGAGGUCAUGGCAACACGGAACAAGAUCUACUUUGUCAUGGAGUAUGUGAAAGGUGGUGAACUCUUUCGCAAGAUUGAGAAAAGUGGCAAGCUCACGGAGGCAGCUGCACAUAAGUACUUCCAGCAGCUCAUUAGUGCAGUGGAUUACUGCCACAGCCGAGGCGUGUAUCACCGGGACUUGAAGCCUGAGAACCUGCUGUUGGAUGAGAAUGAGAACCUGAAGGUUUCAGAUUUUGGACUGAGCGCACUUUCGGAGUCAAAGAGGCAAGAUGGCUUGCUCCAUACCUCCUGUGGAACACCUGCAUAUGUAGCUCCAGAGGUGAUCAGCAAGACAGGCUACGAUGGUGCAAAAUCAGACAUCUGGUCUUGUGGUGUUGUCCUAUUUGUUCUUGUUUCUGGUUAUCUCCCUUUCCAAGGUCCAAACUUGAUGGAGAUGUACCGGAAGAUACAGCUAGGUGAUUUCAGGUGCCCUAGUUCGUUUUCACACAAACUCAAGAAGCUGCUGUACAAGAUCCUGGACCCCAACCCAGGCAAAAGAAUAUCAAUCCAGAAGAUAAAAGAGUCUACCUGGUUCCGGAAAGGUCCUGGGGAGAUCCGUGCAGUAAAGGAGAGAAUUCCCAGUGAGAAUGCCACCACAAAUGCUGCUCCGACCCUUGCUGUGAGGCGGAAGAAGAAUGGUCAUGAAGAUGUGAAGCCCCUGACUGUCACAAACUUAAAUGCCUUUGAAAUUAUCUCUUUCUCCACAGGGCUUGAUCUCUCUGGCCUAUUUAUUGAAAAGGAGUCCAAAAAGGAGGCAAGGUUUACUUCAGAUAAGCCUGCCUCAGCCAUAAUCUCGAAGCUUGAAGAUGUUGCAAAGACACUGAAUCUCAGGGUGAGGAAGAAGGAUAAUGGUGUAGUCAAGAUUCAAGGGAGGAAGGAGGGAAGGAAUGGUGUCCUUCAGUUCGACACAGAGAUCUUUGAGAUCACUCCAUUCCAUCAUCUCGUUGAGAUGAAACAAACAAGCGGUGAUUCACUUGAGUACCGAAAACUAUUGGCAGAGGACAUCCAGCCAGCGCUAAAGGACAUAGUCUGGGCGUGGCAUGAAGAUGAUCAGCAGAAGAAGCAAGAGUAGCUUUGGAUGUCUCGGUCACUUAGGUUCUUUUCCAAAAAUUUGUUGGGUUUUCCAGCUCGAGUGAUUAUUUUUUAUAUGCAUGUGUUUUUUUAACAGCUUUUUUUAAAAUUGGUAAAACACCUUUUGAAUGGUUACGAUGUGCAACAUUAGGUUUGUCAAGGGUAAAUCCCUGACAGUGAUUCCGGGGUAUGUUGGACUGUGGGUGCGUGAACGGUGUUUCAGGGACUGGGUGUGCCUGUGUGUAGAUGAUGGACUCGGGGACAUCAGGAGUUAUACAGGUUCAGGUCUCCUGGAGGAUAACAAUCCUACGUCCUGUGUUUGUGUUGUCGUAGAUCUC